AGUUGCAAUUCAGACAUAAACCAGCGGUGAUCAAUCAAUCACUAUUGUUGUGACAAUUACUUUUGUGCUGUGAUAUUUAAAGUUUCUAAUAAUUAUAAUUUAUUAUAAACAUGAACAAAGUUUCAUCAAAUAUCUAUUUAGAAAGAGAAUCUUUAGAUCAGUCUGUUGUAGAAAUAGCUCAAUCAUAUCGCUCAAUCUUACAAAAUGUUGGUGAAGAUCCAUACAGAGAAGGACUGUUGAAAACACCUGAACGUGCUGCAAAAGCUUUACUUUUUUUCACAAAAGGUUACCAGGAAGACUUGAAGGAUGUGAUAAACGAUGCAGUUUUCGACGAGAAUCAUGAUGAAAUGGUAAUUGUUAAGGACAUUGAAAUGUAUAGCAUGUGUGAACAUCAUUUAGUUCCAUUCUUUGGUCGUGUGACAAUCGGAUAUUUGCCAAAUAAGAAAAUUAUUGGUCUGAGUAAGUUAGCAAGAAUCGUUGAAGUUUUCUCUCGUCGACUUCAAGUACAAGAAAGAAUGACGAAGGAUAUAGCUGAAGCAAUUGAUUCAGCACUUUCGCCACUUGGUGUUGGAGUCGUCAUCGAAGCUUCGCACAUGUGCAUGGUCAUGAGAGGCAUUCAAAAGGUCAAUUCUAAAACUGUAACUAGUGUAAUGGUUGGCGAAUUUAAGAAGGAUCCUAAGACACGUGACGAAUUCUUCCGUUUAGUCAGAACGUAAUGAUUGUGAUUUGCAGGUUGUGAUACUUAUGUCCUCCCAUAGAAUUUGUGCGAUUACUUUUAGUUUUGACUUAUGACGAAUUUAUAUUUCAGAGGCUUUUAAUAUUGCUUAUAAUUAACUACUAAAAUUUUUUUAUAUCUCUUCUGUUUAUUAUUCUUGGUUUUAUUUUUCAAUUAAUUACAAUAAAU
Molecule: messenger RNA, 904 nt
Organism: Clunio marinus
Lineage: Eukaryota; Metazoa; Arthropoda; Insecta; Diptera; Chironomidae
Source: the annotation of a GenBank genome assembly